Danio aesculapii is the source of this 1170-nucleotide messenger RNA. Its product is annotated as adenosine receptor A3. Gene Ontology annotation, biological process: G protein-coupled adenosine receptor signaling pathway. The record is from RefSeq and is a predicted model, not a curated record. Gene Ontology annotation, molecular function: G protein-coupled adenosine receptor activity. Lineage: Eukaryota; Metazoa; Chordata; Actinopteri; Cypriniformes; Danionidae. The coding region runs from base 1 to 1017 and encodes 338 amino acids. Gene Ontology annotation, cellular component: membrane; dendrite; synapse. The transcript is spliced from 2 exons.
AUGGCCGAUGGUGAGAAGCUGAUCUACACUGUGCUGGAGGUGUUGAUCUCUGUGGGAUGCUGCCUGGGGAAUGUGCUGGUCAUCUGGGCCGUGUGGUCGUCCCGUGCAUUAAAACAGACCACCUUCUGCUUCGUUGUGUCUCUGGCGGUGGCUGAUCUUCUGGUGGGUUUGGUAGCUGUUCCUCUGGCGGUGCUGGUGGACGGGCGCUUGAAAACGAGCUUCCACAGUUGUCUCUUCAUUAGCUGCGUGCUCAUCGUGUUGACCCAGGCGUCGGUGCACUCUCUGCUGGCCAUCGCUGUGGACCGAUACCUGCGGGUCUACAACCCUCUAAGGUACAGGGGAGCAGUCAAAAAGCAGCAUUUGUGGAUUGCGGUCACAGUUUGUUGGCUCUCAGCUGCUGUACUUGGUCUAAUCCCGAUGUUCGGAUGGCACAAAGAAAACACCACCACACCAGAAAACUCCACAAUCACGUGUCAGUUCAUCAGUGUGAUACCCAUGUCCUACAUGGUCAACUUCAUCUUCUUCGCUUGCCUCCUUCCACCCACCUUCAUCAUGAUGCUUCUCUACUUGUUAAUCUUUACAAUGAUUUCUAAACAGCUGAGAAAAGGAGUCGGACGUGGCAUGGCGUCCAACUCGUUUUACCAAAAAGAGCAAAAACUGGCGACUUCUUUGGCUUUAGUGUUGGUUCUGUUUGCUGGAUGUUGGCUGCCAUUGCACAUAAUGAAUGCACUGAAUUAUUAUUACACCAAUAUAGAAGUGCCGAUCCUGGCUUUCCACAUCGGCAUACUCCUCUCUCAUGCUAACUCUGCCGUGAACCCCAUAGUUUAUGCUUUUAAGAUCCCUAAGAUUAAGAUGGCAUAUAAAAGCAUCUUGAUGAAGCUGACGAGCUCGGAGCAGAUGGCAGAGCAGAGCAGCCAGACUUGGGAUAAUAAUGGCAGCACCAACUCAAACAACACUGUCAGAUGUACCAUGAAGAUAAAACCACAGGUCAUUUUAACUGCAAACCAGGAUCAUUAGAUUAAGUUCAUGUUCGUGCACAAUGAAUAAAGAAGAGAAGGAGGUGGAGUUAAAAACAAAAGUUCAAUUAAACAAAUCGUCACCUUGGAAUUAUAAGGUUCUAUCUGCAUUCUGAAUGAUUUUGAGAUAUUGAGCUUCAAAGUUUUGAAUUCC